AAACUGAAUGAAGAGGCCUUGGCCCACGCCACCAUGCAGUACAACAUCCAACUGUCUUCACUGAGAAGUGACAUCAGCACUGCCAACUCUGUCACAGAGAGAGAAAGAGCUGCCAAGGAAAAACUGGAGGCUGAGCUUGGAGGUAGUGGAGAUGUGGUAACUAGGAUAGAUAUAAUGAAUACCUUAAACAGCAACAGUGAGAGUGACAAAGCUGAUGAAAAGUUGCAGACAGAGAAAGAAAACUUCAGCCGAGAGCUGGACAAAAAGAAUGGUGAGAUUGCAGAAUUGAAAGAGAACAUUCAGCUGGUGAACCUUCGUCUGACAACUGCAGAUUCCAAGCUGAGCUCGCUGGAACAUGAGUUGCAUGUCUCAGCCACUUCUCUGGUGGAGAGAACAUCCAACCUCCAACAGCUUCAGCAGGAACUUGAGAGACUCAAGGCUUCUGCCAGUUCCCUGGAGCAGAAUUACAGGUUUGAAAAGGAUCUCAAUGUCAAGCUACAGGCCAAAGUUGACAGCCUUCAAGAGAAGUUGAGCCAGCACCAACAUGAGAAUCUUUCCUUACGUCAGCAAAUUGACAGUCUCCGCGUGAACACAGGAGGUCAGCCAGAUGCCAAUGAAAAACUGAACAACAUCCUCACCAGUCUACGAGCAGACAGUGACCGCGCCAAGGCCAGCCUUGAAGAAAAGAAUGGCCACCUGCUAGAACAGGUGGCCAGGCUGAAGGAGGAGGUCAGAGGGUCAGAGACACGCCGGGUCACAGUGGAACAAGAUUUGCGUAGACUGCAAGACGAACACAACGAGAUGGUGAAACAGUUGUCCCAGACCGAAGCGUCUCUGCAGAUUGCCCUUAAGACAAAGGAGCAGCUUGAGCAAGAAAGGACUCAGCUAAAAAUGGACCUGGAGAAGCUGCAGCACCGCUACCAGAUUACACAUGAUAAGUCUGUGGAAGCCCAAGCCAGACUGUCGGAGCUCGUGGACAGACUUGAGAAAGCUGAAAACAACUCAGUUUUCAGCCGGCAACAGUUGGUAGAUACGUCUGCUAACAUGCAAGGACUUGUUAGGUCAAAGUUUGAGCAGGAUGAGAGUCUGCAGCAGUUACAAAUUGACAACACAAAACUGGAAGCAGAACUACGGUUUGAAAAACAGAGGGCAGACAUGUUGUACCAAGAUCUGCAGGACUCACAGAAGGUACGUAGCAGCUUGGAAGCCCUGUGUUCCAACCUCAAGUCUACAUCUGCUCACUUAGAAGAAAGACUUGGGUCAGAAAAUGGAUUUGAAGAUGGUAGACUAGACAUAGCAGACCUGGAAAAAAGCAAACAGAGCUCGGAGUCUCGGCUUGUUGAGGAGAAGAACCGUGUCACCCUGGCAAAUGAAGAACGUAGAUCUCUGGAGAAUAGAUUGGAGGCUGAGAUGUCAAAGAAUCAACAAUUACAGAAAGAUGUCACUACUCUGAAAAUGCAUCUCAAGUCCACCAAAAAUAAAAUCAAAAUGGCUGGGGCAACAGCUCAGACAAGGUUUGCAGCAUCAGAAGGAGAUCUCAGGGCAGAACUGGAGGCCAAAUAUCGACAGGAACUCAACCGUAAGCUGGAGGAUGUCAACAGGUUUCUUGACUCACAGUCGCAGCUCCGAGACAGAUUAGAUACUUCUAGAACAGAAGUUGAAGUCCGCUUGAUGUACGACAAAAGAAAACUGGAGGAGGAGAUACACAGCCUGAAAGUGAAGUUUGAGCAAGCUGUGUCUCAGAGAGAGACACUGGAAAUGGAAGCAAACCGUUUCAGAGAACUUUAUGAGUCCGAGAUGAAAUGGAGAAUUAGGAUCAGUGACCAACUGCAGUUGGCAACAGAGAAGAGCUCCAAUCUCAAGUCAAAGUUAAACAACGAGCGAGUCCAUCGCAACCAUCUCACAGACAGCAUCGGCAACCUCAACAGUUCAAUCGUCAGUAACAACAACUUUGACCUCGGCAGGAUAAAUGGCUUCCAUGAUGAUGAGCUGAGCAGUAGGAUCAAAGCUGAACUAGACCGCAGCAUAGCAAAACAUCUGGAAGCUGCUCCUCAUGACUUCAGGCCAGUGCUGAGACCAGUGAAGGAGCCAGUUCGACUGACUUCAACUCUCACCCAGUCCACUCAGGAUUACAUUGACAUCCUCAAAAGGAAAUAUCAUGUUUAG
Molecule: messenger RNA, 2166 nt
Organism: Candidula unifasciata
Lineage: Eukaryota; Metazoa; Mollusca; Gastropoda; Stylommatophora; Geomitridae
Source: the annotation of a GenBank genome assembly